Amphibalanus amphitrite is the source of this 3220-nucleotide messenger RNA. Its product is annotated as dentin sialophosphoprotein-like. The transcript has 4 exons. Bases 77 to 2038 code for a protein of 653 amino acids. NCBI's taxonomy places the organism in Eukaryota, Metazoa, Arthropoda, Thecostraca, Balanomorpha, Balanidae. The record is from RefSeq and is a predicted model, not a curated record.
GCCGGUCCCUCGCAAGAGGCAAACACAGAUCAAAUGCGAUGUUAACCAGCAGCAGGAUCACCAGGCCUCCGAGCACAUGCGGAAUAAGGUGCGGAUGUGGGCAAACGGGAUCGACGUGAUCCCCUACUCCGGACCGAAGACCAGCAGGCGACAUGGUGAAGACGGCUGUUAUCGAACCAUUGAGGGAGUGAUGGCAAACACUGGCCAGCCCAGCGUUGAGCGGGCGUUGGAAGUCAUCACGGACAGCUUCCGCGGGAUCGGAUCGGAGGAUCAGCCCGACGAGGAGGAAGCUGAUGCUGCUGAAAUACAGGUUCCUGACGACUUAGAAAGUCCGGAGGACCGAACCCAUGAGUCUCCCGUGAGAGAGGAAGCACCUUCACAUCGGACUGAUAAGGACUCAACAAAGGUGACUUCCAUAACUCCACAUGUGGCGAAAUCCGAGAACACGGAACAUAGCCAAACAAAUCCUACCUCAUCUUCCACGCAGGACGACCUUGCUGGCGAUGGACCACGAGAAGGUGAUGGACCAGUCGGUAGUGGGAACAGCUCUUCAGAGAAGAGCGGGCACGAAACCGGAGAACCGGAGGGCGAGACACAACCAGCACAGAGAAAUCAGGAUGCUGAAGCGUUCGACGCGACUAAGCAUCAGACAGCCGCCGACGAUAGUCUGAAGGACGAUGGCAGAGGUUCGAGCGAUGCUGAAGUCAGCAGAGAAGAGGCAUGGAACGCUGAAACGCUCAACACGAAAGAAGUCACGACAAACGACUCGUCAAGUGCCAACGAUAUUGCGGGAAGAGAAACAGCGAAAGAAGCUGGUGAAAUCGCUCUAACGGAUGGCCCGCAAGCACUGAAGAUUGCAUCAACCAAGGAGGUCAAUGUGAGUUCAGAGGAUACCCGACUCAUGAACCUUCCAACGAAAUCAUCGGCAGAUAGUGUCGACAAUCAAAUGAGUCAGCCAUUACCGGGACCUAGUCCCCUAUCGACUCAGUUUGAACAGCCGGCGCCAGAACAAAUACCAACAGACGAGGAGGUCCACCAAACAAAAAACCAGAGGGACAGUAAGGAAGAGCAGAAUGUUGCUCUACUCGACAACAGCCCGCAAACGAAGGAGAGGGGCGACCGGGUACCACACAAUAAUGACGAACAAGAGUCAAGGACAACAGAUGACGACGAGUUGCCGUCGAACGAAUCCUGCCAGCCGAUAGACGAGGUUGGGUUCGCUCUCAAACCAUCAGAAGACCCUGGUGCCUAUCUAAAGACGAACGGUAGCAUGGAUGAAGAAGUUGAUGCGGCCACCAGAAACGUCGCAAAUGUCAAAGCAGAUGCGAGCCGUCCUGAAGAGGUUUCGAGAACAAGUUUCGCCGAAACAGUUCAAGGAAGUCUGAAUUGUCCCAAGGCAGCUGACUCCGCUUCCCACGAUCCCAGCCAUCCUGCUGAUGCUGACAGGCGUUUCCAACCUUCCAACUACCAUGAAGAGCUCCCAGCAGACUCAGAGAUUGAAACCGAGAACGAACGUCCCGAAACAGAGGACGAGCCUCAAGAGUCCGACGGUGACCAUAUCGAAGCCGACAACCUGCUGACAGAAACCGAAGCAGGUUCUGCCAAUGUUGAAGGGCGGCCUAGCGGGGCCGACUGCGGACCUGCCGCGACUGAGGGCGGUUCUGCCGGAGCAGAAAGCGGCCCGGCCGAGUCUCCUCGUCUGGUGGCCAGUAUCCGCAGCCUGCUGCGCCACCUGAGUCCGGUGACGGAGAGACGUCGUCAGGAAGGGGACCACCGCGACACCCACGACGGACACCAAGCGCCAACGCGAGCCAAACGAUUUCCGAAGUUUUGGUCGCACCACUCACGCCGGGACCGGAAGAGUGAGCCGAUCAGCACACACGACUCUGCCCAUCACGGCUCUCACGUGUCGAGAUCAGGGAAACUCACCAUCCUCACACGUCAGCGACCAUUCACCAUGGCUACUGUGAGUCAGAUGGCGGCGCCGGAGGGCCACGCCGCAGGUCGCAUCCCGGUACUGCCGACCAGCGCCCUGUAGACGACCUGCGGUGACCUGCAAGACCGGGCGCCCUGUUGCAACCUAGUGGGCAGUGACCUGCAGUUACCCAGUGACUUGCAGUGACCCAUCAACCUGUAGUGCCAGUGACCCAAGAACCUGCAGCGGUCCCAGUGACCUGCCUACGGCAGAAGGUGCGGUAGCACGGGCUGCUGGUAGACCACCGCAGUGAACCCGCCUCCAGCUUCAAACAAUAGAGGACGGCACUGACUGAUGACAUUGGACGCUAUAGCUUCGCCGUAGUGUCGCUCAGAUCGACGCGUAGAGGCGUAGUACGACGCUACUGCUAGAUAGGCAGUGCCAUCUGUAGCCCGUAUAGCUAACCAGUAGCAAGCGAGGGUGUCCGACGCAGUUUGACGUCACUUGCCUCCUAGCGACGCGCGUAGCUUUGCAAGCUCAAAGCAUCUUUACCUCUAAAACAACACAUGAUACUGUUGAGUGUAACUAUGUGCAAUACGGGCUAGUCUCGAGGAAUGCUCACGAUGAUGGUUGGUUUGGUAUCUAGAAAUGCGGUAGUACGAAGUAGCUGGAUAGGGAAAGACGUCAGACAGUUCCCGGUCGAGGGUUCUAGAGCCUGCUCGAUGGGUAGCGGCGCACGAGGUGUGGCUCGGCAGGUCCCAGGUGGUCUGUUAGCCAUGGUUAGAUAACCAUUUUAAAUCUGGAGUCAGAUUCUGGUAUUACACCCCGGUGAACAGCUGAUAUCACACAUGAACACGUUUCCUGUACAUUUGGAAUUGGAGUAUGCUAAAACAGAAGCAAUCACAAGCCGCGUACGCUGUUCAACCUGGCUGACACCUGGUUCACAGCGCUCACGAAAGUGUUACCUCCACUGACACAAAUGUAUCGAACAGCACUGGCAACUCUCUGGUGCCUGGCACCCUCCGAGCAGAGCUCGGCGUGUAGUGGUGGGUCUAUAUGUCCACGGUGGCAGCGGUCGGGAGCAGACGACGGUCUCUGGACCGGCGAGCUCUUGUUGUGCUUCCCGUCCACGUUUCUAAGUGUUCACCCAGUCAGGAGUGAAGUGAAAGUCUGCUGGAUGUUGGCCAGGGUAGCGAAUCUCGCGGUGUUGUCUUGACCUCAGAGGUCUUGUGAAGUGUGAACUGGCCUGUCAACUAUGCAUUGCUCGUACUCGCCACAUCACCAUCGUUAUGUCAAUAAAUAUGC